This is a messenger RNA of Drosophila innubila, 1989 nucleotides long. Its product is annotated as V-type proton ATPase subunit C-like. The record is from RefSeq and is a predicted model, not a curated record. Gene Ontology annotation, biological process: regulation of transcription by RNA polymerase II. Gene Ontology annotation, molecular function: transcription cis-regulatory region binding; nuclear receptor activity. Gene Ontology annotation, cellular component: nucleus; aryl hydrocarbon receptor complex. The transcript is spliced from 2 exons. NCBI's taxonomy places the organism in Eukaryota, Metazoa, Arthropoda, Insecta, Diptera, Drosophilidae. Bases 108 to 1313 code for a protein of 401 amino acids.
CAAAAAUUCGGAAAAAAAAUUCAAAACCCAUUGGGAUUUUUUGGAAAACAAAUUCACUAUGCGGUGAAUUGUGAAUUGUGACAGGUCCUGGUCCACCCGAUGAAAGCAUGCCGAUAUGUCGUCACCACCAGCGUUUGAAGCAUCUCAGCCUGCGUCACCAGCGUAAGCACCAGCACACGCACCAUCAAAACAAUCCCCAACACUACCAUACCCAUCAUCAUCACCAGCUGCCCACGGAUUUAAAGGGUAAAUGCAACAACAACACCACAACAAAUGCAACGCAUGCCGCAGUUGCAACAACAACCUCCUCCUCUGCCUCUGCCUACGCCUCUGCCUCUGCCACAACAUCUGCUAGAGCAAGUGCAUCCCUGCAUCCUCCAUGUCAUGGCAGUUUGAAUAAUUUAUGCUCCUCCUCCGCGACAACACAAGAUGAAUUUGAUUUUGUGAUACCGCCUGGUUGUGCCUGCGAUGAAUGCUACGUUUAUGCGCCUACAUCAUUGCCUAGUGCCAGUGCCACAUGCAGCACGCUUGUGGCAGAUGAAUGUUACUCGCAGACAGCUGCCUCAAUGCUGAAUGCCGUCUCCACGGUGACGGCCAUAGCCAUGAAUAACAUUAAUAGCAGCACAAAUGCGCAGAAAACUAAAAGUGCUGCUGAAAUCACCGCUGAAAGUGCUGCAAGUGUCGCUGAAAUCACCGCUGAAAAUGCUGCAGCUGCUGCAAAAAGCUCCGCCUCAACAUUAUGCUCGUCGGCUUAUUUCUCGACAUCGGCGCCAACAGCCAGCAGCAGUUCGGUGCAAAGCAUGUCGCGCUCUAACAGCAAAAAGCUGAAUAACAACACUUGCAGCAUCAACAACAACAACAGCCACAAUAACAAUCACAACAACAAGCUGAGCUUUCGUAGCAGCUGUAGCAGUCACUUGAGUCAAUUCCAAUCGCCACCGCUAUCACCGCAACAACAAAAGCAACAACAGUCGCCAAAACAACAUUUGCAACAACUACAGCUGGGGUCAGUGAUGAAUUCAGGUGGCGGUGGUGCUGGUGAAUUCACCAGCUCACCGCCAUUGCAAUCGCCAACGGAAAAGUCCUGUGACACGGACUUGGAUGAUGAACUGGACGAUGAUCCAAAGAGUCCACAUAGCGCAUCAUCGUUGUCGGAAACAUUCGAUUGGUGGUUUAAUAAACCGAAGCGUAACUCUAAGAAGUGCAGAUCGUCUCCAGUGAGUAGUUGUUGUGGCAGUAGUAGUACCCAGGGCCGUUCCAGUCCCGACACGGAUAUUGCGGAGCCGCCCGAGUUUCCGCUGAGUCCAGGUUAGCAUUAGCCUGGCCUAUACCAUAUAUACUUAUCUAAUCCUACCUAAAAAAAAAAAAGUAUAUUGGCCCACUUGGACGUUGCUCUCUGUCUCUCUCUCUCUCUCUUAUUGUAAACUAUUUUUCAAAAACCUUUGCUUUUCCGUUCCGUUACACUUUCAUUUUCUUAAUUUUUCUACUUAUUAUUAUUUUUCGUUAGUGAAUCACUUGAUGUACUUUUCCACAGCAAUUUCCACGUUACCAAUGUAUAUCCCAAAUGGAAGUGCUUCUUUUGAUUGAAACGUGUUGGAUUGGUUAACUGUUAUACGGUUUAAGUGUUAUACAUACGUGUACACCUUAACUACAGUUUGUUAUACCAAUUCCAAGUCUUUGUCUUAAGUAUUAUUUAGUAUAAUUUUGAUCUCUACUGUUAUCUAUUAUUGUUAUUCUAUUAUCUAUUCUAUUUUGCAGUUUCAGUUCACACGAGCACACAUCCAUACAUAUAUUUAAAUGAUAUGUGUGCUCCUUUAUUGAUUUCUAUUCUCAACUUAUAAAUACACCAAAUUAUUUGUAACAGUGUAAAAGCGAAUAUGUUGUUUUUUCAGUGUACUGCUCACCAAAUGUUGUUCUGCUGCGAUAUAAAUCACGAUUAACGCCGAUUUCCACUAUGCUAAAUACGCUAAAUAAAACAAUACACACACA